UGAUAACUUUCCAUUAUAUAAAUUUCAUUUGAGUCCAUGUUGGUAUGAAUCAAAAGAUUUAUCUAUACAACGUUUAGCUAAUCGUAUACCUACUCAUCCAUUACUGGGUAUUCGUCAAUUAAAUGAUCAAACAAGUGCAACAUGGAAAAGUCUUAUUAAUAUUAAUUUAUCACAACAUGCUUUUUUAAAAGAUCAUAAAAUUCAAGAUGCAAUUCUUUUUCCAGCAGUUGUUUAUCUUGAACUUGCAACAGCUGCUUGUCAACAAUUAAUUUCAACAAAAGAAGAUGAUCAACAACAACCAACAAUUAUUUUUGAAGAUAUUAAUUUUACUAAAGCACUUAUUCUUAAUGAACAUGAAUUAACAGAAGUAUUUACACAAGUAAUUAUGCCAAUGCGUGAAUGGUAUAUUUAUAGUCGACCAUGGUCAACAGCUGGUCCAGAUUGUAUGCGACCAUCAGGUAUGACUUGUACUGAUGUUGUUGAAUCUUUUCGUGAUCAAGAUAAUCUUAAUAAAUAUUCAUUAAAUGAAUUUACUUUACAUGCUCGAGGUAAAAUUGAAAUAGAUUUUAAAGAACAGAAAUCAUUAACAAUACCUCCUCUUAAUACAAUUAAUGAUACAUGGUCAACACAAGAUAUAGCAAGUGCUUAUGCACAUCUUUCAACACGAGGUUAUCAAUAUGGAUCUAGUUUUCAAAAAAUAAAAACAUUACGUGGUACUUCAACCACAGUUAUAUCUGAAUUAUCAAAUAAUGACGAUACGGAUUGUUCAUCUUUUUAUUUACUUCAUCCAUCUGUAAUGGAUUCUUCUUUUCAUCCAUUUCUAGUUUUAUUACCAGGUAUUGAAACAACAUUUCUUCCAGUACGUAUUCAAAAAUUUAUUUAUUCAAGUAAAACAAAAACAAAAAUGAAUCAAUCAACAAAUAUUGAAGCACGUGGAAUCUAUCAUGAUAAUAUAUGUGGUAUAGGUCAAGAAGGAACAUAUAGUCUUGAUCUAUGGAUAUUUCCAAUGAAUAAUAAAAUAGAAGAACCAAUAUUUACAUUUGAAAGUAUUGUUAUUCAACAAGUUCAAGGUGUACAG
Molecule: messenger RNA, 1078 nt
Organism: Adineta steineri
Lineage: Eukaryota; Metazoa; Rotifera; Eurotatoria; Adinetida; Adinetidae
Source: the annotation of a GenBank genome assembly